Messenger RNA from Raphanus sativus (radish), 591 nucleotides. RefSeq lists its product as uncharacterized. Lineage: Eukaryota; Viridiplantae; Streptophyta; Magnoliopsida; Brassicales; Brassicaceae. The coding region runs from base 1 to 591 and encodes 196 amino acids. The record is from RefSeq and is a predicted model, not a curated record. The transcript has a single exon.
AUGCUAACCGGAACCCCAAACUAUGGUGCGAAUUCCAUAGCGAUCACGACUACGGAAGAUUCCAUAACCCUGAAGAUAGAAGUCAUCGAGCUUCUCAAGAAAGGUCAUCUGAGAGAGUUUCUCUCGGAUAAGGCCAACAAACUUUUGAAUAAAAAAGGUCCCGGUCUUCCUACCGAAGCGGCUCCCACAUUGCCACCACAUCAAGACCGGGUGAUCCAUGUCAUCUCAGGCGGAUCAGAAGUAAGUGGAAUCAGCAGUGCCGCUGCCAAGAGAAGCACUCGCAAUGCCAGGAACGGCCAAGAGGCUGAGGGUCCUAAGCGCCUACUCCUAGGAACAGAUGAGAUCAGCUUCACUGCAAGGGAGACGGAGAAGGUCCUAGCUCUUCACCAUGACACCCUUGUUAUUUCACUUACCAUAGCGAACUGCUUGGUCAAGCGAAUACUUGUGUACAAUGGGAGCUCCAACAACAUUAUCUUCCACUCAGCCUACACCGAUCUGGGGCUGGAACCUAAGGCCCUAACAAGGAAGGCGACCCUUCUUGUGGGCUUUAGCGGUGAUGCAGCAGCAUCCCCUCCAUUGGCGCCAACAUGA